Acanthocheilonema viteae is the source of this 8139-nucleotide messenger RNA. The record is from the annotation of a GenBank genome assembly. Lineage: Eukaryota; Metazoa; Nematoda; Chromadorea; Rhabditida; Onchocercidae.
AUGCGAUACGCUGGAUUUAUGGCGAUAAAACAGUUAGAACAAAUGAAUAGUUCCAUUACAUUACACCAUGAAAUGGUGACGAAACUUUAUAACGUUGUCAUUCAUAAUUACUCUCAACAAUUUGGUCUUUCGGAUAACGAAACUUUGGCGCGAAUGUCCUUACAAGGGCUGGAAGAAUGUUACGAAAAUUGGAAUAAGGUAGCACUAAACGUGGCUACCUUCGACGUCACCAAAUCGUGGAUAUUCGCGCCUGAAUCCUGUAUGUCCACCAAUGGUGGAAGUCUUGAAGAUUGUCACACGAACGUCUUUGCUUUGACGGAAUUGAAUGGUCUCAAGUGGAAAUGCUUAACAACACCUUUGUCUCAAAGAACUUGGACAAGUUUGGAGCAGGAUCCCGUAUUAAGUGCUUAUGCAAGAUGUUUACAAGCAGGAAUUCUGUGUGCUUGGAGGAGACAACCACCUCAACCACCGGCAACUCUUGCAGCUAUGCAACUACCGGAUUACAGAAUAGAUGUUGUCAAAGAAUUGUGGGUUUUUUGGUAUUCUCACGAGGAACCGGAUUGUCUCACUGAAUACACCAGCCAUUUAGCAUGUGCUGAAGAUGGCAAAGGUAACUGGUCGAUACCCGGCAUACAGUAUGAAACGAGAACACUAUUUUUUAAGGCACUACAUAAUUUGAUAGAACGCAAUAUGCUAAAAAAUGGAUACAUUCGUAUUGGAAAAUAUUUUACACGUCCAUACGAAGUGCCUUCAUCCGAUCGUAUACACUGUUCUCCUAGCUAUGUAAAUGGAAUCAGUUUCAAUUUUUUUGUUCAUGGUGAAAAUAUUGUUUGUGCGACUGUUUCUGUACAACGACAGCCAACUUUAUUUCGCCUUUCACGGCGUCAUUUGGAUUUGAGUAAGAAGCAACCGGUGAUAUUAGGACCAUGGUCAAUGCGUGCCGUAUUGUUACCUGAGCAACCGAGAAUUGUUGAUUCCACUAUACCAGUAUUACAGCAACAAUCUUCCACACCACAAUACGGUAGUGUCACCAAUUUUUCAGCACCCUAUUCAAGCAGCUAUCGUGAACCGUUAUCUUCUGUUGCACAUCAAGUAAAUCCAGUGCCAUCUUCAUCGUUCAAUUCCGAGACCUGUAAUAGUAAUUAUGAUGGUGCAGGAACUAUUUCAAAAGCUGCCGUAGACAAGUUGUGGUCUGAAUGGUUGCAAUUCUUCUGUUUAAUUGUUAAUGUUGAAAGGAAUCUAAGUUCGGCAGAUACUGUUGGUUAUAUUGGUUACACCGAAAAUUGCUGCAUGUCUUCUGGUAGUGAGAGUGCAUGUCGAAUGCAGUUGAACUUAGGUUUCAUUCAAAGGAAUAUCCAUAUAAAGCAUGUUGAAGCCGUGCAUAGCUUAACUGAAAAUUUGAAUAGUUUUUUCUUGCAGACAUCAUCAGCUAAAAGUAGCCUGCCAAAGAUGGUUUUAGUGGACGUGGAUGGAGUUCAUAUGUGGUAUCCAAGUUCAUUAAUUGUUGUUCAAGCUUCCGAUGACUUGUUGAUGAGACAGAAUGAAAAGACUACCAAUGAUGAUGACUCAGACUUUUUCAAUAGCGGAAGUAAUAGUAGCAGUUUUACUGCGCGAACACCACCAGCUACUGGAGCACAUACUAGGUUACGAAGCACUCCAUCAUUCCGGAAACGGAAAAAAAGGCUAAGCGAAUGUGACGUAGGACCAAAUGCUGAACGACAUAAUGCAAUGUAUGGAUCGAUGGUGAAUGGCGCACGGGCAGCACAAAGGUUUUUUGAAGAAUCCUGCAUUGCUCCGGCAAACAGUCGACGGAAAGAAAACACGGAAUCACCCUCCUCUUCUGGUUUAGGUCUUUUGAUGUCAGCUGCUGCAAAUGAUGACGACUGCCGGUGGAAUUUCACGGAUGGAAUGCGACGAAAGGAUCGUGAAGAAGGAUGUGGUUGCCAUCAAUGUCGUUUGCAGUCUGAUGCUUGUAUUGGCCAGGAGCGUAAUCAAUCCUGUCGUACGCCAAUUAAUUUCCCGAGUAACGGCUCUAGCUUGGAAGUGAAAAAGGAGAGACCAGCCGUAUUUCAUCGACGUUCUUCAUCCUGUGCACGAUCUCUGUCACCACCACGAUCACCGCCUUGGGAAAAGAAAAUUCUAGCAACCAGUUCGGAAGCUGUAGAUGGUGAACAUAAUCUUGACUGGAUACGUGAAAGCUAUUUUCGUAACUCCAGAAGUAGUUCAAGGUCUGGACACAUGGAUCCACUACAUGAAGAUAGGCAUAUAUGUCCGAAAACGCCAGAUGCUUCAGCGAUUACGGAAUCUCCGGAACGUCGACGGGUGCAGAGAAAUUCCGUGCAAAUGUUUAGUAAAAUUGGAAGCUGUAAACCAGUCUAUCAAAAUUUAAGUCCUACCAGUCGGCCACGUUCCCCAGCUUGCGAUACAUCCCAAGCAGAAUCAUUGAAUCGCAUACAGUCGAAGGAUUGUUUAAGUAAUGAUUUUGCUUCACUACCAGCGAGAAAAAAUGGAUCUCCGAUUGUAGAACAACAACCUAAUUUAAUUAGCAGUUCACGAUUAAAAAUGGGCAAAAAGUCUAAAGGGCGAAAACGAAAAGCAGAUGAGAAGAUAGAGUGGAGUGGUAUCGAAUCAUUGGAUGUAUCGUUUCUGACAUCAAAAGUUGGUGUAGAUUUUUUCAAGUUGAUAGGUUUCAUUUUGCAGGAAGGUGAUGAGGAUGGUGAUGACACUAAUUUCAUAUGCUCUGGUGAAUUUAAACUUCGUGAAUGCAAGUUGGAAAUCAGAGACGAAACAAUCGAAUCCUCGAGUAGCCGGUCGAUAGUACCGCAAACCGGAUCUUCUCUUACUAGUGUUUCAACUUCUCAGGCACAAGACGGUGUGCGCAAUUUGCCGGUGUUCUCGCAGAGCGGGUCUGUUUUGCCAUCGAGUACGGGUGUUAACUUGACCCCCAGUAUUUUCACUUCUGACUGUGAUACUCAGCCUUUGUUUCUCGAUGAUUGUAAUCCAUCCAAUAUUGCAGUGAUCGAAAGAAGAAGUCCGGUUGAUACUGUUGUAACUGAUUCGGUGCAUUUAUCUCCUCCAGCAAGCAAUGAAAGGGUCGAACCCACGCAGAUUUUGGGAGGAACUGUUGCAAAUGUGAUGGCGCGCAUUGGCGGACCUCCGUCAGUUGGCGAUUACAUGAUAUAUCCAACCCCUCCAUCAGUUGAUGCAACUCAAUCUCAACAGUUUAGUCCUCAAAAUACGCUCAUACAGACAAAUCCAACUAGUAUUCUCUACCCGCCAACGGUUUCGUAUAUGGCAGCAGCAGCGGCUGCAGUAAAUCAUUGUCAUAAUAUUCCUCCUGUACAAUUACCUCCUAAUAUUAUUUCGGAAACUGAUAUUACUACCGAAACUGUCUCAACUGUGAAACAGGAAUUUGGUAAUGACGAUGAAAGACUUCUGGGUAAGCUUCAUUAUUCGAUUGGUGAAAAGCCGGUAUACGGUAAAUUUAUGAAGUUGGAGAUGGCACUAAGUGGAAAGUUUGCUGGGAAUAUACUUGCCAAAGAAUUUUUGUCGUUAGAGGGAAAAGAAUGUCGACUGCUAGAAGGUGUCUAUGCAGAUCAGUUAAAGCUCAUCAAAACUGCUGUCGCGGCACGCGAGAAGCGGAGAAAGGUUGGUCGUGCUCCAGAUUAUUUAUUUAUGCGUGAACGUUUUCGGAAUCUUGCUCCGCACUCAUCCUUCUCAACUGUUCGUCAUUAUCGAAUGCCAUAUAACAAUGGUCAUAUGCUUUCCUCGCACUGUCUACCAACAUUGCAAAUGUUACCACAUGGUGUAUCAAUGCCUAAUUUUAUUACAAAUGGGCCACCAUUUGCGGGGGCAUCGUAUAAUGGCAAUAAUUCAAUGAUUAGCAUGAUGGUGAGUAAUGGCUGUAUGCCAGCUGGUGGUACUACUAUUGUGCAACCGAUGUCUGGUUCGUCACGAAUGGGUGUCGUUCAUAUGAAUCAACAAAUGUCGAUGGCACAUCUUCGGCCGUUAACAAGGAUACCAUCUAUACCGCCAUACGCUUCAUCACAGACCGAUGCACCGCAACAUCACUCUUUUAUGGGCCAAUCAGCUCAAUUCUGUGGUCCACACGGAGUGAUGAAUGCUUCAAAUCCGAUCUGCUCAUUUCCGGGUGGUUCACUGUGCUCGAUGAAUACUGGACCAGUGCAGUCAUCGCACAUGCUUGGUGGAAUGCAUGGCACAACUCCACCGCAACCAUUAGGCGCAAACAGUAUGUAUGGGGCAGGACCACCAAACGGACAGUUCUCCAUGCAACAACCACAACAACCAUUCCAACAGCUCAGUCAUUUUGUUAACAAUGCGAAUUUCAAUGGACAGAUGGGAAUGACAGCUGUGAAUCCAUCGCAGCAGAAAAUCUACCAACAGCAGAUGAUGUUCCGUUGUAAUAUGAAUGGAAACUUGCCAGUACAACAUGCCAUUCAUUCAUCAGAUUCCUAUGGAAUUGAUUCGCAGGGUCAAGCAUCAGUCGAACCACCGCCACCAUUUUCUCAAGCAAUAAAUCCUCCAUACCCUACAGUUAACGUUCAAGCUGGUUCAAUGAUGUAUUCGCAGUCACACCACAUAAUGCGUCCGAAUACAUUAAUGGCGCAAGCGCAGAACCCAAACAUGAUGUGUGGUCAGAGGACAUCGCAGAAUUCUAUGAUAGCAGUGCAACAAUCUAUCGGAAGUCCUAAUAAUGGCGGAUUAUUCGGAAACCGUCUAAUGAAUAUGACGCCUGUCAUGGAAACAACUGCUGUUCCACCGAGUAACAUACGGACACAUCCGGAAGGGAAAUCCUUGGUACUUGCUGUACUGCUUCAGGAUACUGUUCUGGAUCUUCAUUAUGAUUCAGUCUUUGAUGCGUGUCCAAUUUGUUCAUGCAACGGCAGCAUCAGAGCGAAGGAACUUGGAGUCUAUAUAACACCACCAGAAGUGCUGAGACAACCACCAGCGCAGCAGCAGCUAAUUGUUAGCAAACCAACCAGUGGAUUUUAUAAUAAUACAUCAAAUUCGUGCAACUGUGGAUUUAGUGCUGUGCGUCAUCGUUACUUAAGUAUGAAAGCUGGUUUAUUCGCUGAAGAUGCAAAAGAAGCAACAGAUAUUAAUGAAACACAGAAUCAGCCAGCAAUUCCACAUACCAUUUGGUUCGACUCAAUGAGUGGACGGGAUAUGAAUUUCAUCGCUUUACUGCGUGAACAAACACUUGUACGUGAUCUCGGUGGAUUGUUAGACCAGGUUACGUUACUCAGCUUACAAUGUGAGCGAGCCUCGCAGACGGAACGCAUUGGAUCCGAUUCAUCAAAGCAUUGUGAGUAUAUCAUUUCGGAGGUGGAUCAACGGGAAUUACCAUUGGUAUUUCAAGCUGCUUGCGAGGUUGCUUGUAUGGAAAUGAACUGCCGACGUCCACCACACGAUGUGCGGAGUGUGCUUCUUCAUGACUGGGGAGUUCAGGUAUCGAACGAAAUGCGUGAACCACGUGAGUCUGAAUGCAUGGCGUUGUUGCAAGAAAUCGGACCAAUUCUAGAAGAAUCUUUACGAAUUGCUCGUUCAUCACCACUGUUCGGAAGUAACAACAUAGUGGAAGGACCGCUGACAUGGCGAUUUUUCGAUCGUAAAGCACUAAAAGCUGCUGGAGGAAUGGAAGAUGAUAGCGGGCCGGAAGCCGUGCCAAAUAUAGUUGUUGCAACAGAAAAAGAUGCAAUUAUAACAUCGCCACAGAUCAUAAGAUUGUGGGAAAAGAUGUCACUGGAACCGUAUGAUCAGCCGAAAGAUGUGCUUUAUAUCGGUGUUGUUCCAGAUAAUCUGAUUUGCAUCGAGAAGACAAAAAAAUAUCUCAUGGAUUUGUCUAAAAUGUACGAGCAGUGUCGUUUUGGUCGUCAUAUACCAUUUUCACGGGAAGCGUUACGAGAUGGUCUUUUACGUGUCCCGACACGGUAUCCAGCAACGAAUCUGGGUGAAUGUGAUAAUUUCUUGAAUCAAGUUGAGCGACACAUUGGCGAUAACAAAUCGUUGAUUACGCGAUUAAAGGUAUAUAUGCAAUAUUUCGAAAAUGAAAUGGCUCGCAUAUUGAUUAACAAUGAUGAUAUCUUCGGCCGGGACAAAUACCGUGCUGCUUUGGCUGAAAGUCAGAUGCAUUCUGUGCCACAUAUUUCAAUGACAAGUUAUCAAUGUGGAGGUUAUACAUCAAGUUCCGAUCACAUGCCACCACCUUCGGCACCUGGAAGUAUUAUGAUUUCCGGUCAGUCUACUGAAACCUCACAAGGCCCAAGUAGUGCGAGCGCUCCUAGUUCAACUGCUGCGACAUCUUCAGGCAUCGGCGAAUCUUUAAUAUCAGACGGUUCUAUUGGUGAUGGAACCGCUCAAAAUAUGACCAAUUUUUCAUCUUUCAUGGCUGAACAGCUAAUAGCUGAUGGUAUCAUAGCGGAGGAUGAACCGGGAACUCUACCUCAUGUUAUUGUCAUCUACCUCGUGAAUCCGUUUUUAUUGGGUGCUGAAGAAAAUCCCCUUGUUGCAAGAGUUGUUACGGUUGCUCUAAUGCGUGCAUUUAAUGCACUCCUUUACCGUUUAAACAAUAAGCGUCGACCACAGUUACAAUUGGAAAUGAUUGCAUUACAAAGUAUUUUCGAUUAUUGCGGUGUUUCUGCUGAUUUCCUAAAAGAUGAACGUGGACGUUUGAAUGGUUAUGAUCAGGGAUGUUUGGAGAAAUCACAAAAUGAACGAUUAUCAUCAUCCGAUUCACUCAAAACUGUUGCAUUUUCGGUUUACACACAUUCGCGUGUGGUAUUACCGGAUAUUGUACGUGGGAUUUUGCCAAAAAGUAUGACCCGUUUUGGUCCUGCAUCGGCUAUGGUUGAUUUGUUAAACGAACUGGAACGAAAAGAACCUAUUUAUUAUAAGGUUCCAAGCAAACCAUUCAUUCUCGCGCCACCAUCGCCGGUAAUGCAGCGUUCUAAUUGUGAUCUCAUGCAAAUCAAUACUGAUGAAGCUGUACUGUUUGUUAGUUAUUGUUUAAUAGGGAAUGAUUGGCUUGCUGCAACCGUAACAGACCAUCAGGGCCAUUCACUCGACAACUGCUUAAUUAAUUUGAGAUUAAAACCUGAUCAUAAAAGAGUGAAUAUGAGGUACAAACAAUCGACACAGAUUCGGGAUAGUUUGUAUCGUCUGUGGUCAUAUAUUCUGGGUACGCUGGCUAAUGGCACCAGGAACUGGCGGCUUGUUAUCGGUAGAGUUGGGCGAAUUGGUCAUGGAGAAUUUAAAUUUUGGACUCAAAUUCUGAGCAAAUCUUAUUUGAAACAGGUUGGAACACGCAUGAAACAUGUAUGCCGUGCAUGCCAUGUGAUGCCUGGGACUUCGGAAGUUCCCGGAGUUUUGUCCGCUUGUUUGGUCAGUUUGGAGCCCGAAGCUCAUCUUCGUGUUUUCCCAUCAUCCUUUCAGCACGAUGAUCGUUUCCUGAAAAAUUCCCGACAUCGUACAUUGACAACGCCAGAUGAUACAAGCUGUACACAUAUUUUAGUUUUUCCUACCAGUCCUGAGUUGAAUUUAGAUCAUCAAGGUGGAAAUGGCGUUGCCGAGUUGGAGGAAGAUGAUUUUUCAAAUUUGUUGACGGAAGAAAUUGGUGAGGAAUUCAGUGAGUUGAUUGGGAAUGGUGAGGACUUGAUGACAAAUGGCACUGGACCACUACCGCAAUCGACAAGCUUUCGACUGGGUGGAAAUACAGGAAUUCCAAGUGAAUAUGCUGACAUUUCGAUAGAAAAUCAACCACUUGCAACCGGUUACUAUAUUUCAACAGCACCAGCAUCUGAUUUACCGGAAUGGUUCUGGUCAGCUUGUCCUUCUGCAAAACGACGAAAUCCAGUACACCUAAAAAGUUCACUUCAUUUAAAUACACCGAAUGUUCAACAAGGCGAUGAUAUCUCAUCAUUUGGUAAGAGUACCGAAGCUUGUCAUCAUCAGUUGGAUAGCCAGGCAACAGCCGAUGUCCUCAGGUAUGUUUUGGAAAUGUACAAUGCCUUAUCUUGGCUCAAUAUGGAUCUGGUAAGUGGCGAGCGGCGUUCCUGUCUACCCGUUCAUAUUCAAGCUCUUAUGUGGCUUUGCAAUGCUGUUAAUCGCUUCAUCAACUGA